UGUCCUGUCCUGUCCUGUCCUGUCCUGUCCUGUCUCUGUCUCCCUCUCUCUCUCUCUCUCUGUGUCUGUGCUGCCGGCUCCGCUCCCCGCGGUCACUCUGCUGCUGCCGCCGCCCAUGGACACCCCGGUGCCGGCGUCGGACUGCGCCGUGUGCCGCUCCCCCGGUCUGGCCGCCAGUGCCCGGCGUCUGCCCUGUGGUCACCGCCUGUGCUCCGACUGUGCCCGAUACUCGGAUACAGCGCUGGGUGGAAGCCUGGACUGUCCCACCUGUAGUGGCCCCGUCACUGCCCCGCUCCCCGCACUAGAUGUAGCAACAGUAGCAGCAGGUGGACGGGCCGAGCGGCUGUGUCCCCAACACGGGCAACCCCUACAACUCUUCUGUCAGCAGGACGGACAGUGUGUGUGUACAUCGUGUAUGGACAGUGGAGCUCACCGGGAACACACCGUCACAUCGCUGGAUACUGCCCGGGACUCGCUCAAGGCCAAGCUGCUCACCCGUGUGAAGACUCUGUUCCAAACUCAACAGAAUUGUCACUUCAAAUAUCAGGACCUGAAAAAGACAGAGAAUGACAUAAAGACACAGAUGGGCCGGCUGAAGGGGAACCUGGCGAAGAAGUUCUCGGAGUGGCGGGAGAGCCUGCGGGAGGGGGAGGAGGAGGUGCUGAGCAUGGUGGACGAGGAGGGUCAGCGCCUGCUGGCCCACAGCUCCCGCUCCUCCCACAUGCUGGACCGCACCAUGGACCUCAUCCAGCAGAUCGACGAGCAGUCCCAGCGCCUGACACAAGAGGACCCCCUCGACUUCAUCCAGGCCGUGAAAGAACUCCUUUCAAAGGCCUCAGAGGUACAAAAGCAGAAGAUUCCAACUCACCACAAGGACACGCUGAACAUGAACCUGAUAUCUGACUACACCAAGGAGAGGGUGCAGAACUCCAUGCUCUAUCACUCCGCCAUCACCAGCAUUGUCGGUGAGUGGGCUCGGCUGACCUUGGACCCCAAGACGGCCUACUGGUUCCUGACGGUGUCAGAGGACGCCCGCUCCCUGAGCUUCGGCUACGACCUGCAGCCGUACCCGUCCAACCCCGAGCGCUUCCGCACCCACCGCCAGAUCCUGUGCUGCCAGAGCUUCUCGUCGGGCUACCACACCUGGGUGGUGGAGGCGGAGGGCAUCGCCUGGGGUAUUGGCGUGGCCUACGGCAGCAUCGCCCGCGAAGGCCUCACCUCAGACCUGGCCAACAGCGACAAGGCCUGGUGCGUCCACUUCAGCCACGGCACCCUGACCGCCAGCCACUCCGGAGCCCACACCGACAUCAUCAGCGACCCCACCUACAACAGGUUCCAGGUGGAACUGGACUUUGACAUGGGCACUGUCUCCUUCUACCAGGUCAACCACUCCCUCAAGCACCUCCACACCUUCAAGACCACCUUCAGUGAGCCCAUCUUCCCAGCCUUCUCCUGCUUCUACAUCUCAUCCCUCAAGCUCUGUUAAAUCAACCCGUACCUUCAAAUCACCUGUAGUUUAGUGUGCGUGUAGAUAGGAACUGCAGAUGCUGGUAUAUACUGAAGAUAGACACAAGGAGUAACUCAGCGGGUCAGGCUGCAUCUCUGGAGAAAAAGGAUUGGUGACGUUCUUCAGAAGGUUUAGUGUGGUUUAGUCUGGAUAGAUACCUAAUGCUGGAGUAACUCAGCGGGUCAGGCAGCGACUCUGGAGAAAAAGGAUGGGUGACGUUCUUCAGAAGGUUUAGUGUGGUUUAGUUUGGAUAGAUACCUAAUGCUGGAGUAACUCAGCGGGUCGGGCAGCAUCUCUGGAGAAAAAAAAUGGGUGACGUUUCAUAGAAACAUAGACAAUAGGUGCAGGAGUAGGCCAUUCGGCCCUUCAAGCCUGCACCGCCAUUCAAUAUGAUCAUGGCUGAUCAUCCAACUCAGUAUCCUGUACCUGCCUUCUCUCCAUACCCUCUGAUCCCUUUAGCCACAAGGGCCACAUCUAACUCCCUGUUAAAUAUAGCCAAUUAACUGGCCUCAACUACCUUCUGUGGCAGAGAAUUCCAGAGAUUCAUUCCUCUCUGUGUGAAAAAUGUUUUUCUCAUCUCAGUCCUAAAAGAUUUCCCCCUUAUCCUUAAACUGUGACCCCUUGUCCUGGACUUCCCCAACAUCCGGAGCAAUCUUCCUGCAUCUCGCCUGUCCAACCCCUUAAGAAAUUUGUAAGUUUCUAUAAGAUCCCCCCUCAAUCUUCUAAAUUCUAGCGAGUACAAGCCGAGUCUAUCCAGUCUUUCUUCGUAUGAAAGUCCUGACAUCCCAGGAAUCAGUCUGGUGAACCUUCUCUGUACUCCCUCUAUGGCAACAAUGUCUUUCCUCAGGGUCGGUCGGGACCUGUUAGGUAUGUUCUUCAGGAGGUUUACUGUGAUUAGGUUUGGUUUAGUUUGGAUAGACACAGAGUGCUGGAGUAACUCAGCGGGUCAGGCAGCAUCUCUGGAGAAAAAGGAUGGGUGGCAUUCUUCAGAAGGUUUGGUGUGGCUUUGUUUGGAUAGACACAAAAUGCUGGAGUAACUCAGCGGGUCAGGCAGCAUCUCUGGGGGAGAAAAAAUAACAUUGGUGAUAUUUCGGGUCGGGAGCCUUCUUCAGUCUGAAGAAGGGCCCCAAUCUGAAACAUCACCUAUCCAUAAAUGCUGCCUGACUCGCUGAGUUACUCCAGCACUUUGUGUCCAUCUCCCCAGUCUUGCUGGUGUGGAGAGCACCAUUCAAUGAUUCACACAGUUACAGGGGUCAGGAGAAUGGGCGGGUUGGUCAGGAGGUGACCACUGACACACACGUAUGAUAAAGUGAUCCUGGUCCUUCAGAAGAGUUUGUUGAGUUUAGAUGGACGCAAAGUGCUGGAGUAACUCAGCGGGUCAGGCAGCAUCUGUGGAGAAAAAGCACAGGGUGGCACGGUGGCGCAGCGGUAGAGUUGCUGCCUUACAUCGCCAGAGACCCGGGUUUGAUCCUAGCUACGGGUGCUGUCUGUAUGGAGUUUGUACGUUCUUCCUCUGACCACGUGGGUUUUCUCCGGGUGCUCCGGUUUCCUCCCACACUCCAAAGACGUGCAGGCUUGUGGGUUAAUUGGCUUGGUGUAAGUUUAAACUGUCCCUAGUGUGUAGGAUGGUCAGAUAGUGUAUGGGUGAUGGCUGGUUGACGUGGACUCGGUGGGCCGAGGGACCUGAUUUUUGUGUCAUUUCUCAAGUCUAAGGACGAUUCAGUUGGAGGCCCUUGUUGAGACUGUUUGAUUGAUUGAAAGCUACAGCACGGACACAGGCCCUUCAGCCCACCGAGUCCACGCCGACCAUCGAUCACCCUUUCACACUAGUUCUAUGUUGUCCCCCCUUUCUCAUCCAUUCCCUUCAGGCAGGAGGGGAAUUUACAGAGCUGUCUGUGUGGAGUGUGCACGUUCCUCCUGUGGGUUUUUGCCCAGUGCUCUGCUUUCAGAUUCAGAUUCAGAUUCAACUUUAAUUGUCAUUGUCAGUGUACAGUACAGAGACAACGAAAUGCAAUUAGCAUCUCCCUGGAAGAGCGACAUUGAAUACGAUUUCAAUAAAUAAAUCUGUUUACAUGGAACGAGUGUACCUGUCCCCCGCACAAAAACCGGCCAUUCGGCCCACUGAGUCCGUGCCGGCCAUAGUGCACCUGUGGGCACACUAAUCCUAUUCUCCCACAUCCCAAAGAUGUGCGGGUUUGUAGGUUAAUUGGCAUCUAUAAAUUGCCCCUAGUGUGUAGGAUAGAACGAGUAUACGGGUGAUCAAUGAUCGGUGUGGGCCGAGGGACCUGUUUCCAUGCUGUGUCUCCAAACUAAACUACACACUAGGGGAAUUUACAGAGGCCAAUUAACCUACAAACUAGCACGUCUUUGAGAUGUGGAAGGAAACUGAAGCAUCCGGAGAAAACGCACGCGGUUACGGGUAUAACGUACAAACUCCAUACAGACAGCACUGGUGGUCAGGUUCGAACCCAGGUCUCUGGCGCUGUAAGACAGCAACUCUAUCCGCUGUUCUGAUCGUAUGCAAAUAUCGUAUAGCGGAACAAGAUAGGCCACUCCUGCUAAACGCAAUGGGCUGACGUGUAGUACGCAACGGAGUGGAAUGUGGGCCUUUUUUUCAUCCAUUUCAGUAACCCGACCUGACCCGACCCGACUCGCAGUGUAAUCAACAUUGCGGGGGAACAGUUUGUGCUAAUAAAUUAUAAUUCUGAAAAUGAGGGGAAGAUUUUCACCAAAGAACUUUUAUUUUUACGAGGAUGUUUCCGUAACCGGCUCCCGUCUCCGCACUAGUAUCUUUGCUCCGCUACGGGAUCUUUGGUGCGGAGACGGAAGCCGGUUACGGAAAUGGGGCCGAAAAUGACCCAUGAAUCUGCCCGUGACCGUACUACGUCUUUAUCGUCAAGUGGGCCAUCUUGCUCGCUAGAGGAUCGUAGGGGCUGAGGAAAGCUGGAAAAUGAAGAAAGUCAGGACCUGUGUGGGAGGUAAUAGCUCGACACAAGUGAGGGAUGCAGCUGGUUGGAAUAAGAAUGGAAGGAAGGUGUGGGACAUGUUGGAAGAGUUGCGGAUUGUAAAGGUACGUUAGUUUCUUGCCACGUGUGCCAAGGUACUGAUGUAAAAAAACUUUCACUGUCCCUCGAUACACGUGACACUAAACUAAACCUGUCCCCCCGCACACUUAGCGGAAAAACAGGCCAUUCGGCCCACUGAGUCCGUGCCGACCAUAGUGCACCCGUGUGCACACUAAUCCUAUCCUGAACCACUCCCAAUAUGAAGAGAUAUAGAAACACAGUGCUGGAGUAACUCAGUGGGCCAGGCAGCAUCUGGGGAGGAAGAAAAGACACAAAGUACAGGAUUAUCUCAGCGGGCCAGGGAGCAGAGAAGUCCGAUGAAGGGUCCUGGCCUGAAAUGUCACCCAGCCAUGUUCUCUACAACUGCUGUCUGGCCUGAGUUACUCCAGCACUUUGUAUCUUUUUGUAAGCCAGGAUCUGCUGUUCCUUGUUUCAGCAUCUUUGGAGGAUGUGGAUUGGUGACAAUUUGAGCUGGGACCCUUCCUCGUAUUCCCGACCAGUUUUACCCUCCCCUCCCCCACACUUCUUGGCCUACUAGGUCCACUGUUCACAUCCAUGUAUCCCUCUCCUUUGCCAGUCUUCCCCAGCCAACAAUGGACCAUUGUGUGCUCCAGCAGUACACAAGUCAGUACACAAGAGUCGCCACAUUUCCAGUGCCAUCUUGUACCUUUCAUGUUUCAAAGUUCUCAGAUGAAGUGCCUUAUCUUGGCCUUGAAGGCCCAUAGUCCUGGCGACGGCACUGGUUUGGCAGGCCAUGUGUUCCAGUUGUUCUGGGUGAGAAAGUUCCUUCUCGGAUCCCCGAUGAAUCUCUUUCCCCUUCACUUUAAAAAAAAUCUUCCUCUCCAAAAAAACCCAGGAUCUACCUAAUUUGAAACACUUCCGCUGCCAUCUACGCAUGAGUUCUGAGUAGUAUAGGUUUAUUAUUGUUAUGUGUACUUGGCUACAGUGCUAUUCAAUACAAACAAGUCAAACUCCAGUACAACAGGUAGAGCAAAGGGGGAAGAUACAGAGUGCAGAAUAUAGUUCUCAGCAUUGUAGCACAUCAGUUCCACAGACAAAGUCCAAUGUCCGCAAUGGGGUAGAGGUGAAUCGGACAGUACCCUAGCUUAUGGAAGGACUGUUCAGAAGCCUGAUAACAGAGGGGAAGAAGCUGUUCCUGAGUCUGGAGCUGUGCGAUUUCAAGCUUCUUCCUGCCGAGAGCAGGGAGACGGAAUGACCGGGGUGGGACAAGCCUUUGGUUGUGUUGGCUGCUUUUCUGAGGCAGGUGGAAUCGAUAGUGGGGAGUCCGGUCUGUGUGAUGGGCUGGGCUACAUCCACGACUCUCUGCAUUUUCUUGCGGUGUUGGGCAGAGCUGUUCCCAAACCAGGCUGUGAUGCUUGCCGACAGUGUGCUUUCUACGGUGCACCUGCAGAAGUCACUAAAUGUGAUGUAAGUAAGGAAACACGAUUCACUGCCACGGAGUGAGGCCAAGUCACGGUGUAAUUUUAAAGCGGAGUUGGUAGGUUCUUGUUUAGUAAGGACGUCAAAGGUUAUGGGGAGAAGGCAGGAGAAUGGGGUUGAGAGGGACAGAUAGAUCAGCCGUGAUUGAGUGGCAGAGCAGACUCGACGGGCCGAAUGGCCUAACGCUGCUCCUUUGUCUCAUGGUCUUACGAUUUUACGAGUGUCUGAGCCAUAUUCUCUGGUGGUUCCAAUGUCUCGGCCCACUAACACCGAUUCUUUUUCUUUCAUUGCCGCCCUCUAGCUGAAUAUUGACCCAGCUGCUUCCCCUGCACCAGACCCUUUCCGGGUUGUACGACGUGUGACUUUGUGUGCUGUGACUUUCCUCCCCCAAAUAAAGUGCAAACGCUUCA
Leucoraja erinaceus (little skate) is the source of this 6422-nucleotide messenger RNA. RefSeq names its product E3 ubiquitin-protein ligase TRIM7-like. Bases 116 to 1486 code for a protein of 456 amino acids. Lineage: Eukaryota; Metazoa; Chordata; Chondrichthyes; Rajiformes; Rajidae. Gene Ontology annotation, molecular function: zinc ion binding; protein binding. The record is from RefSeq and is a predicted model, not a curated record. The transcript has 6 exons.